This is a messenger RNA of Anopheles coustani, 1224 nucleotides long. Its product is annotated as probable chitinase 2. Gene Ontology annotation, cellular component: extracellular region. NCBI's taxonomy places the organism in Eukaryota, Metazoa, Arthropoda, Insecta, Diptera, Culicidae. The transcript has 6 exons. Bases 1 to 1224 code for a protein of 407 amino acids. Gene Ontology annotation, biological process: carbohydrate metabolic process; chitin catabolic process. Gene Ontology annotation, molecular function: chitin binding; chitinase activity. The record is from RefSeq and is a predicted model, not a curated record.
AUGCAAUUACUAGUAUCAUUGCGUAUUGGAGCGCUGCUCCUCUGGAGCAUGGGAGUUUUGGUAGCAGGCGAUUUAAAAUGUGCAGAAAGACCUUACCGUGUCGUUUGCUACCUGGCCAGUUGGGCCAACUACCGGGAGGGAAGUGGUUCAUUCAAUAUCUCGUACAUCGUACCGGACCACUGCACGCACCUAGUUUACACAUUUGCUGGAUUGAAUAUCGGCGGGGGAAUCGAUUCUCUCGACUAUAUGAAUGAUAUCAACGUUAAUAAGGGUUACCAGAGGUUUGUUUCCCUGAAGGAGGAGAACCCAUGUCUGAAGGUCAUGCUUGCCAUUGGCGGUUGGAACGAGGGUUCGGAGAAGUAUUCGCUGAUGGCAGAGCAGGAAUCCACCCGGGAAGCAUUUGCCGAUCAGACGCUCCGCUACCUAAUACACUACGGUUUCGAUGGAUUGGAUCUAGACUGGGAGUAUCCAACGAUGCGUGGUGGGAUCCCGGAGGAUCGUGACAAUUUCGUACUGCUCGUGCAAACGUUGCGCAAGCGCUUUAGCCCACGCAAGAAGCUGCUGACGGCGGCCAUCAGUGCAUCGAAGCAGAUCCUAGCGGCGGGCUACGAUCUGCCGAAGCUUUGCGACGAGCUCGACUUCAUCAACCUGAUGACCUAUGAUUACGCCAGCAACGAGAAGACCGCACUGGAUGCACCCCUUUUCACUGACUAUAAUUCUCCCGGUGAAACGAUUGACUCAACCAUCGCGUACAUCAGCAAGAGUGGCUGUCCGAUGAGGAAAUUCUCGCUGGGCAUAACAACGCACGCCAAGACGUACACGGUGGUGCCGGCUCGGCUGAUGGCACCAGGGAUAAAGGCUACCGGUCCCGGUCUUCCCGGACCGUACACGGUCAGUCCGGGUUCGCUCGGGUACAAUGAACUGUGCGAGAUGCUGAAGACUAACCGCACGACGUCGGCACCCGGUCAACCGGCCGGUUCGGUGUGGACGGUGAAGGCGAUGGCGCAGAAUGCCGUCAAGUACGCUUACCGGGACGACCAGUGGGUCACUUUCGAUGGCGUGGAGACGAUCGGCGCCAAGGUGCAGUACGCGAUGGACAAGAAGCUCGGUGGGAUAAUGUUUUGGACGCUCGACACGGACGACUUCCAGGGCGACUGUCACAACGAGGCGUACCCGCUGCUCCAGACCGCACUUCGGACGCUCGGUUACGUGAAGAAACCGUAG